Diceros bicornis minor is the source of this 913-nucleotide messenger RNA. RefSeq names its product HLA class II histocompatibility antigen, DQ alpha 2 chain-like. Bases 1 to 903 code for a protein of 300 amino acids. Gene Ontology annotation, biological process: antigen processing and presentation of exogenous peptide antigen via MHC class II; peptide antigen assembly with MHC class II protein complex; positive regulation of T cell activation. The transcript is spliced from 4 exons. Gene Ontology annotation, molecular function: MHC class II protein complex binding. Lineage: Eukaryota; Metazoa; Chordata; Mammalia; Perissodactyla; Rhinocerotidae. The record is from RefSeq and is a predicted model, not a curated record. Gene Ontology annotation, cellular component: MHC class II protein complex; membrane.
AUGUGCAGCUCUUACCGGCAGGUUAUUGAGCAGGGCAAGCCACCUGCUCAACUGGCUGAGAGGUCUGGUAGCCUACAACUACUGCAGGUUCACCGAGACUGUGCCAAAGAUGAAGCCCACAAUGUUUGCAAGUCAAUUUCUUCUGUCACUUUGUUUAAUAAGGUUCUUUUCUCUCCCACUGUUUUCCACCUUCCUGCUCUUCACCCUCACUCAUCAGCUGACCACAUUGGCUCCUACGGCACAAACAUCUACCAUUCUUACGGUCCCUCUGGACAAUUCACCCAUGAAUUUGAUGGAGAUGAGGAGUUCUACGUGGACCUGGAAAAGAAGGAAACCGUCUGGCGGCUGCCUGAGUUUAGCAAAUUUGCAAGUUUUGAUCCACAGGGUGCACUGAGAAACAUUGCUACAGCAAAAUACAACUUGGACAUCCUGAUUAAACGCUCCAACUCUACUGCUGCUACCAACGAGGUUCCUGAGGUGACUGUGCUUCCCAAGUCUCCCGUGACGCUGAGUGAGCCCAACACCCUCAUCUGUCUUGUGGACAACAUCUUUCCUCCCGUGAUCAACGUCACGUGGUUGAGGAAUGGGCACUCAGUCACAGAAGGUGUAUCUGAGACCAGCUUCCUCCCCAAGAGUGAUCAUUCCUUCUUCAAGAUCAAUUACCUCACCUUCCUCCCUUCUGCUGAUGAUAUUUAUGACUGCAAGGUGGAGCACUGGGGCCUGGAUGAGCCACUUCUGAAACACUGGGAACCUGAGAUUCCAACGCCUAUGUCAGAGCUGACAGAGACUGUGGUCUGCGCCCUGGGGUUGGCUGUGGGCCUUGUGGGCAUUGUGGUGGGCACUGUCUUCAUUAUCCAAGGCCUGCGUUCAGGUGGUGCCUCCAGACACCAAGGGCCCUUCUGAGUCACAUCCU